Molecule: messenger RNA, 570 nt
Organism: Trichophyton rubrum CBS 118892
Lineage: Eukaryota; Fungi; Ascomycota; Eurotiomycetes; Onygenales; Arthrodermataceae
Exons: 1
Coding region: 1-570 (189 amino acids)
Source: RefSeq, a predicted model, not a curated record
AUGGUAUAUAUCGUUAUAGACAAGACUGAUAAUCUACGCCAGUCUCACGCCAGCCUGGCGGUUCUUCUUCGCCGUGGCUCCCAUAGCAUUAUUCAUGCCUGUGUUCUGGCUGCUAUCCAACGUACUCAUAGCCUCCCUCUUCUUCUCAUCCUCAAUCUUCUUAAGAUGCUUCUCAGUCUUCAUCUUCCCACUUCCCUUGCCAUGGAACUGGUGACUGAGAUGCUUAAACGCCUCCUUCUGGUUCAUUCGGCGGCCAAAUUCAUCAACAUACUUCAGCUGAACAUCAGGCUUGUACUCGCGGUUGAACACGUCCGCCAUCGCCCGAGACUCAAGCUGGUCACGCUGCUUGUUCUCCCAGCGAGCAUACUCUUCACGGUCCCGGGCAGACAUGCGGUCAAGCUUACCCGAGGCUCUGUCUCGUUCUCGCUGAGCUCUAGCAAUGCGUUCUGCUUCGGCUUCACGACGGCGUUUUUCAGCCAGGAAGCGUUGGCGAUCGCGGUGCAGGGCGUUGAUAGACCGGCCGUCCUGUUCACUCGCAGUCACAAGCCCGCGCUGCUUGAGCAUGGCUAG